UUGCGCCUUAAUCAAGUUGGUUUUGAAUUUGAUGUAACAUUAUGAUGUUAUUUUCGCUAUUAUCUUUCACAAUAUACAUGCAAAAGAAAUCGUUUUUAUAAUAACGCUUUAUUGAAUUGCCGCCAUGUUUCUGGAUAAAAUUGCCCCUAAAAAAUUUCUGUACCGUUUUUCUUUAAGGCUUGGGGCACAAGUGACAGCAAUUUGGUAUAUGUGCAUAUUUGUGUUAUUGCUGCUCGGUGGGAUUAUUCUGUCCAUAGAUUUUAAAGGAUGUCAACAAUGUCCAGAGUAUACUGCAAAGAUGGCACACGCUCUCUGCAUCAACUACACCGUUUUUAAUUGCGUGAUGUUCUUUUUGAACGUGUGGUUCAUUUGGGGUAUUAAAAAGGGAAAAUCAUCGGUAGCUCUCAGCUGGGUGGUAGUAACUGCCACAUGGCUCUUCCAGGGCAUUGUCCUAAUGAUAAUUCUCAUUAGUCUAACGUCAGGCAGUUCAAAGUUGCUUGCUUGGCAACUCAUUGUAUCCUUUAGUGUUAUCUUAAUGUGUAUCAAUAUUUACCUAUGGUUCAUCGGAUACGCAUACUACCUAGAAAUCAGAAGAGGAAUUACAAUCGAAACUUAAAUCUAUUUUACUGCUAUUUGUAAUUUCGUAGAACUUGUCCUUGUCAUUGUGAAUGUUAACAUUAGCACAGAAAUUCCUUGAAACU
Hyposmocoma kahamanoa is the source of this 701-nucleotide messenger RNA. RefSeq lists its product as uncharacterized. The transcript is spliced from 4 exons. The record is from RefSeq and is a predicted model, not a curated record. Lineage: Eukaryota; Metazoa; Arthropoda; Insecta; Lepidoptera; Cosmopterigidae. The coding region runs from base 125 to 616 and encodes 163 amino acids.